Messenger RNA from Ochlerotatus camptorhynchus, 2052 nucleotides. Its product is annotated as secernin-1. The transcript is spliced from 4 exons. The record is from RefSeq and is a predicted model, not a curated record. Gene Ontology annotation, biological process: proteolysis. Bases 158 to 1261 code for a protein of 367 amino acids. Gene Ontology annotation, molecular function: cysteine-type exopeptidase activity; dipeptidase activity. NCBI's taxonomy places the organism in Eukaryota, Metazoa, Arthropoda, Insecta, Diptera, Culicidae.
CAAAGCACAUCCGAAGAAAAAAGUUGUGUAAAGUGAAAAAGUGAUUAAAUUUGUAAAAUUCGUAUCUGAAACUGUGCCGAAUUCGUUCUCCGUGCGGACCAACUUUCACUUCAUUAUCGAUUUGGAUAGUGAGAGAAAAAGGUGGAAAGUAACAAAAAUGUCUGGAAUCUGUGGAGAAGCAUUCGUCGUCCUUGCUCCAUUUAUUGAGGCAGGCAAGACGAUCAUUUAUGGGCGGAACGGCCUUCGCCUGCCAGCUGAUGACUCUGCAGUUAGUGAAGUGCACCAUUACGCAGCAUCCGAGGGCAGCGGAUCAGAGAAAUGCGAUUCAGCUGAGAUUGAUGGGGUUGCAGCGUUUUCUGUGAUUUUGAGCAAACCAGCUGGAGUUUGGGGAGCCGAGAGUGGAUCCAACGAGAAAGGAGUUUGCUUGGGACUUACCUUCAGCGAGGGUCAUCCGGUCGAUGGUAAACUCAACGCGACGGAUCUGGUAAGAUUGGGCCUGGAACGUGCUGCAAGCGCAUCCGAUGCCGUCGACGUCCUAGUAUCGUUAAAUGAUCAGCACGGUCCCGCUGGUGAAACCAAAGAUGCACCCAAGGCAGCAUAUGUGAUUUGUGAUCCGAACGAAGCGUGGAUACUGAACGUUGUAGGAUGCUUCUGGGCUGCACAGAAGGUCUCCUCCGGUAGUUUAGCUCUUAAACCAGGACUUUCGGUAGGAACCCAAAUCGAUCGAUGUUCCGAGGAUCUGCAAUCGAAACUGCAGGCGGCUGGUGUGUGGGAUGGAGUGGGAGAAUUAAACUUUGCUUCGGUCUUUGGUUCCGAUGGUUCCCGAUCGUGGCCAGGCAGUGAACCUGCCGGGGAAGGAUCCUUUACCGUGGCUCAAAUGUUCGAAUCGUUAAGAGUCGCCGGAAUCGAACAGAAAUCGCUUUCUAGCCAUGUGUCGGUAUUGUUAAGUAGCGGCCUCUCCUGCCACUGGUUCACUGCAACACCCAAUCCAGUGGAAUCGGUAUACAAACCAUUUAUCUUUACUCCGGGUGCAAAGAUUUCACCAUUGACCAAAAUUCCUGCAGGGGAAAGCCAAACAUUGCUCCAUAAACUGCAUAAUAAUCGAAAGUGGGAACAUGUCGGCGAUUUGUUGACGUCGCUUGAAAGCACAUGCGUUGAUGAAGUAAACCGUUUCAUUAGUGAGCAUUCCAGUGAACCUAACCAAGAGCUGGAUGAAUUGAUGAAAGAUUGCGUCGAGGCUGAGGUAAAGUUCUACCGUUAAAUAUCAUCACAGGCUACCGUUUAGCAAACAGUAACCUAUUAAACAGCGAGCAAAGCGCUAUCUGAUAGCACACUAACCGUACUUUUACGACAUUCCUUAACGAAUAAGACUUGCUUGAUUAUGAUUUCGUACCAAAAGUUAUAGAGGGAAAGAACAUAGGUUUACGAGGGCCACUAGAAUCGCUGAUCAGUAUAUGUAGACAAACGGGCAACUGUAAUCCGUGAGAUAUUAUUACCGAUAGCUUAGAUAUAUCGACACAAUUACGCUACAGUUAGUAUUUUUAUACAUUUUUGAGCAAGUAUUGCUGUGUUAUCCGAUAUGUAUGGCAUUUUUUGAGAGUGUGCUUUGUGUUGAACUUCUGUUUAUCAAGGUCUAAUUUGUUACUACUGGUUAUUACAUUGUAUAACUCGUAUGUAACCGUACCGCAAAGUGAUUUCAAAACUAUGAUUUCAGUUUUCGUACAGUUUUUGUUUUCAACGGCGUGAGAUCUCAAUUGUGUAUUCUAUUUACCUAUAUCUCUUCUUAUUUAUUGACCACUCGUUUAACUCGUAUAGCGAAAAACUAUUUUAUACUUAGUCGUUGUUUGAAUUUCGUGUAGCGUAGCAUGAAGGCUUUAUUUUACAAUUAAAAUUUUACAAUUAAAGCAAACAAUUUACAACAAUACGUGCUCUGAACAACAAUAUUGCAUCUAAAAUAUAAUACAUGAAGUGUAUCCAUUCUCUCUAUUUGAAAAAUGAUUACUAGGAGUAUUCUAUCGAUGCAUGCGAAACAAUAAAAUUGAAUAACAAAAA